Molecule: messenger RNA, 2452 nt
Organism: Mycena citricolor
Lineage: Eukaryota; Fungi; Basidiomycota; Agaricomycetes; Agaricales; Mycenaceae
Source: the annotation of a GenBank genome assembly
CACUACCUCAAUGUUACACUUGUCGUCUUCUUCUUUUGUUCCUGUUCUCUUAUGUCUUCCUGGCCUAUUUCUGCCCAAGCAGUGGGUAUACUCCACCCUGUAUUGGUUCUGGUGAUGGCCCAAAUCGUUGUAUUCGGGGCGUCUAAUCAACGCUCCGAAGGACCCUUGAGAAAUGGGAGUCUGUCUGGUGGGGCUUUCAUGGUUUUUGUAGCGUCCUAUAUCCCUCUUCCAUAUCUUGUACAGUUGGCUAGCCACAUCAAUGAAACCAUUCCACUUCUCGUAUCGUCAUUCGCGUACACCACCGCCGUAGUCCCGGCUCGGCUCCUCGCCCAUGCUGUGAUAUUGGAGCCUUCUCGAGUCUCACCCGUUGAACAAGCCGCAAGGAACGGGAGUGCACACGCCUGCUUUUCUCGUUACUCGCGCUUCCUCGCCCCCAAGUCGGACAUGAAUGCAGUCUGCUGAUCAGUUUCACAGGGUGCUAGAGAGCCGUUAGCCCAGGCCUGGAAUCACCUGCAGUAGCCAACGUCAGUGGCGGGGACCUUGUCUCGCGCUUGAGCGGCUGAAACAUGAUUACACUCGCUCAGCAGCUCAGAUGGAAGCUCUGGUUGCGCUAUAAAAGACGACGGCACACUCAGGGAGCGGCAGUCAGAUAACGAUGUCCCACAUCCAGCGUCCCAAAACCAUACUCUCUCGCUACGGGGGGUGGCUGCCGUCUCACCCAGCCAUCCACGAGAGCUUCUUGGACCACCACGUCGGUCACGCUCGUCGCAAAGUAGCACAAGAUGCCGACCACUCUACUGCGGCUGUUCAAGCUUUCGGCGCCGCGAUCAAGGCUGAUCCCGAGAUGGUCGCUCUGUUCGAAGACAUCUUCGACCAGGCCAGCGGAGAGAACAAGAUCACGAGCUUGGACAUGCUCCUGCAUGCAUUCGACAAUGUCGUCGAGAAGCCCCCGGCGUUCCACAUCGCAGAGGAUGACGACGGCAAUGUGAUCGGAGAGCCCGUCGGGGUUCCUCUUUACGUCCUCUUCGACCUACUGGGCAACACAACCGCCGCAUACGACUUGUUCCGCAAACCUGCGUUCAAUGUCGAGCUGAAGAAGCUUUUGGAUUCCUGGGGCGAGUUCCUCACGACGCCGGCCUCUGCCAAGUGCCUGCACGACGGACCGGAGGGCUGGUUCAGCUCGGCGGCCAUUUCCAGCAUGGAAGCCGGAGGUCGCGGACGCUUCGAGGAUACUUGGGUGUGCCCUGACCCCAGUCUUCCGAGCAAGGGCUACAAGUCGUGGGAUGAGUUCUUCAUUCGCAAAUACAUUCCCGGCACGCGCCCUCUGAUCCCAGCCAGCGACCCCGCUCGCCAGGACUUCAUUCUGUACAGCGCGUGCGAGUCCACGGUGUACCACAUCACCGACAACGUCAAGCGCCACGACCGCUUCUGGCUUAAGGCGCAGACCUACUCCAUCCAAAACAUGAUCAGAGAUCCGGAGGUAGCAGAGAUGUUGAACGGAGGGACUGUGUACCAGGCGUUCCUCAGCCCGCAGGACUACCACAGAUGGCACGCGCCCAUCUCCGGCACGAUCGUUCGUGCCGAUGUCAUUCCGGGCACGUACUACGCUGUCCUUCCCGACGAAGGAGCACCCGAGGACGAUCCCGACUUGAAGCCUGGGCAGCCCCACGGCGCGAUGAUCCGGUCGCAAGGCUGGUUGACCACCACCUCUUCUCGCGCGAUCAUCUACAUCCAGUCCGACAACCCGGACAUCGGACUUAUGGUGUUCAUUGGUGUUGGCAUGGCGGAGGUCUCCACCACCAGUAUCUCUGUCAACACGGGCGAUCGUGUCCAGGCAGGAGACGAGCUGGGCUGUUUCCGUUUCGGCGGCUCGUCCCACGCACUCAUCUUCGGUCCUCAGAUCGAUAUCAAGUGGGCGGACGGUGUUGAGGUUGACAAACACCAACUGGUGCACUCGGUCAUCGGCGAGAUCCAUCUCAAGAAUUGAAGUUGUACAAGUUGUAUCGGAAUAUUUGAAUGAACGAUCCUUGCAGACACGCUCUACAACGUCAUAAAUAUGAUUUUACAGCAGUCUUUUUAUUGUGUUACGAAUUCUUCGCUUCUUCUUCUGGUAUAUAUGCGCGCUCAGUGAGUAUAGGACCGGGGAUGGUGAUACAGAAACACAUGAACUAGGUGUGCGAGGGCUCUCUGAGAGCGAUGCGUCGUACAGGACGGCAGCGGCCAGUUCGGGAGAGUACAAACACAGAUAGUGGGAUAUGGUACGUCUUAGAGAAGAUGGAAGGUUCAGAUAGGCUUGGAACAACAGCCAUUACAAUAAAAAGAGGAAGAGGAAGAAAGAGAUAAGUAAAGAGUGGACUUCGCUGACAACGUUUCUGUCUCCUGCAGCCUAGUAUUCACUUGGGUGCCUUGGCGAUUUCACGUGCCGCUUUGAUAAGGGGAGCCAGAGUUCUCA